This is a messenger RNA of Clupea harengus (Atlantic herring), 2376 nucleotides long. It is a transcript of the gene coq7, whose product is annotated as coenzyme Q7, hydroxylase. Gene Ontology annotation, cellular component: nucleus; mitochondrial inner membrane. The record is from RefSeq and is a predicted model, not a curated record. Gene Ontology annotation, biological process: ubiquinone biosynthetic process; regulation of gene expression; determination of adult lifespan. Gene Ontology annotation, molecular function: 3-demethoxyubiquinol 3-hydroxylase activity. Lineage: Eukaryota; Metazoa; Chordata; Actinopteri; Clupeiformes; Clupeidae.
AACUGUGUUGUGAUUGUCUAGUGACGUCAUUCAAGUGCGCCCCGUUUGUGUACGUGCAUGCCCUGUGCAGAUCUGCCAAAUGUCAUGACUGCUGUAACACUACUUUGCUGUCUUUUUUGAGGGCUGUUUGGUGUUUGUGUUAAUUUUUGUUAAUAUGCGUGGGUUCACCUUAGCUGCCAUUUUGUUCCGCCCGCUGUGCAAAGGAAUAAGUCCUUCCAAAUUAACAGGACGCUUACCGCGAAAUACCAGAGGCUAUGCAGUAAUUCCGCCUCCUAAGAACAGCAAGGAGAAAGCGUUGCUAGAUGCAAUGCUGCGGGUUGACCACGCAGGUGAAUAUGGUGCAAACCGCAUAUAUGCUGGGCAGAUGGCAGUGUUGGGAAGGAGUCAAUCCGGACCCCUUAUUCAGCACAUGUGGGAUCAAGAAAAAGAACAUCUUAAAAAAUUCAAUGAAAUCUUGGCUGAGAACCGGGUACGACCAACAGCACUACUACCCUUCUGGAAUAUCGCUGGAUUCAUGCUUGGGGCUUCCACUGCACUGCUGGGAAAGGCUGGGGCCAUGGCCUGUACUGUGGCCGUGGAGGAGAGCAUCUCUGAACACUAUAACAGCCAGAUAAGGGCCCUCAUGGAGCUGGACCCUGAGAGGUACAGAGAGCUCUUACAGAUAAUUAAGCAGUUUCGCGAUGAAGAAAUGGAACAUCACGACACAGGUCUGGACCAAGAGGCAGAAUCUUUGCCUGGAUACCAAAUUUUGAAGACUGCAAUUCAAGUUGGCUGUAAAGCAGCCAUAUAUGUUUCAGAGCGCAUCUAGGAUCACUGUAGGCCCUUCACAUUUCACCGACAGAGCAGCAGCCUGAGGAUCCUUCUAAGAACUGGCCAUGAGUGCGGGCGGCUGUUGGGAAAUGGCGCCCUCAGGUGGUGAAAGGGUGUAGGGAUGAAAGGCGCCGCUGUGUAAACGUCCAGACCCCGCGCAGCUGAUGGAUUGAGCUGUGAGCCCCUCGCGUCCCUGGAGGCUGGGCCACUCACUUUCAAGUCUGCGCUAUUUUUCUCAGGAUGAAGUCACACCGUGUGUUUUUUUUUAACUCUGAGGAUUACGUGUCAGACCAGACCCUAAAAGUUAGCAAGCAGUGUGUGUGUGUGUGUGUGUGUGUGUGUGUGUGUGUGUGUGUGUGUGUGUGUGUGAGAGUGAGUUUGUGUGCGAUUGUGUGUGUUUGCACUUAUGUGUUUGAGUGGCUCCAGUUGCCUGAAAUAGGCCUGUCACCCCUUAGAUGGACAAAACUACUAAAAUGAAUGAAGAGUCCGAUGGAAGGACCACUCCAGUAAGCCAUAGCAGAGGACUUUCACCCAAAAGAUGAUUUAAAGCAUCUUGCAUAACCAGUCAUAACUUGACACCCCCUUGGACGUGGAGAAGUGACACAUUCAUUGACUUAUGUGCCAUUUAAUUGAGUUUUACUGCUACAAGUUAUAUAUGUUGAAGUGGAAUGAUAUGACUAAAUGAAGAUGUUUUGAGCCCAGCAAAGUAGUGGGCAUCACUCCAUAUAAAUAAGCAGUGACUCAUUGUCCUCAUAAAUCACUGCUCCCCCCUUUCACUACUGUUGCAAAACAGUCUAUAAAUUAUGGGGAAAGAGCCAGUCUCUUCGCUUUUACGUUAAGAGGUGCUUAAUGAUCAAAGAAGUAUUAUUAAUGCAAGCCGUUGGUGUGUGGGAAUGGCCCAAAUUAGAUGUGUUUAUGUGAUAAACUGAUUCCUGAUUACAAGCUGUUAAUUUGUGAGUAUGUGCAGUUGCCCUUGGCUCAAAGUCUUCUGUCAGCCUCAAGGAGUUCCAAAUAGAAUGUUGUUGCUGUGGGUGGUAACUGAUACCAACAAUAACUUAAUGUGGUGACACUUUACUUCAACCCAGCUUCCCUAACGCAUUAUAAACACACAUAAAGGGUUAUAAAGUAUUCAUGAUGCUCCAUAUUGAUUGUCAUAAGUCUAUAUCAUAAAGCGUACGAUCAUAUAUAGUAUCAUAAUGCUUAAUAAAGCUUCUUUUACCUCCUGAUAAUGGCACUGAUGACAUCCUUGCCUUAUGUCGACCUGUUGACAAAGCUGUUUAUUUACCACAUGCUCUUAAUAAAUCCAUAUCCAUGUGACCCCACACAAGCUAUCAUAAUAUUAGUUGUGUAGGGUUUAUACUAUAUCAUUAGGCUGUACGAGUGCACUCAUUUAUAUUUAUACAUAGUUAUUACAUAGACUUGUGUCAGUCGCUAUGAUGCAUUAUGAUUACUUUAUAAACAUUCUAUAAAUGUGUUUAUAAUGCUUUAUGGAUACUGAGUUUAAGUGAAGUGUCACCCUUAAUGUUUCUCUGUCCAUUUCAAAUAAAGGUAUUGUGAGUUAUGGUA